Condylura cristata (star-nosed mole) is the source of this 2650-nucleotide messenger RNA. RefSeq names its product villin 1 (gene VIL1). Gene Ontology annotation, cellular component: lamellipodium; cytoplasm; actin cytoskeleton. Gene Ontology annotation, biological process: barbed-end actin filament capping; regulation of lamellipodium morphogenesis; cytoskeleton organization. The transcript is spliced from 20 exons. The coding region runs from base 80 to 2563 and encodes 827 amino acids. Lineage: Eukaryota; Metazoa; Chordata; Mammalia; Eulipotyphla; Talpidae. The record is from RefSeq and is a predicted model, not a curated record. Gene Ontology annotation, molecular function: phosphatidylinositol-4,5-bisphosphate binding; actin filament binding.
UCGAAGCUCUCUGCAGUCAGUUUGCCAGAACUUCCUAAGGUCUCCAGGUGGCGGUUGCCUCUUGAAACAGCUCAUCACCAUGACCAAACUGAAUGCCCAAGUCAAAAGUUCCCUCAACACCACCACUCCAGGGUUGCAGAUAUGGAGGAUCGAGGCCAUGCAGAUGGUGCCAGUCCCCUCCAGCACCUUCGGCAGCUUCUUUGAUGGCGACUGCUACAUCGUCCUGGCCAUCCACAAGACGGGCAGCAAUCUGUCCUAUGACAUCCACUUCUGGAUCGGCCAGGCCUCGUCCCAGGACGAGCAAGGGGCGGCCGCCAUUUACACCACGCAGAUGGACGACUUCCUGAAGGGCCGGGCAGUCCAGCACCGUGAAGUCCAGGGCAAUGAGAGCGAUGCCUUCCGAGGCUACUUCAAGCAGGGCAUUGUGAUCCGGAAAGGGGGUGUGGCUUCCGGCAUGAAGCACGUGGAGACCAACUCUUAUGAUAUCCAGCGGCUGCUGCACGUCAAGGGCAAGAGGAAUGUGAUAGCCGGAGAGGUGGAGAUGUCCUGGAAGAGUUUUAACCGGGGGGAUGUUUUCCUCCUGGACCUCGGGAUGCUCAUCAUCCAGUGGAACGGGCAUGAAAGUAACCGCAUGGAGAGACUCAGGGGCAUGAACCUGGCCAAGGAGAUCCGGGACCAGGAGCGUGGCGGGCGGGCCUACGUGGGCGUGGUGGAAGGGGAGGACGAGAAGGCCAGCCCUCAGCUGAUGGCCAUCAUGAACCACGUGCUAGGCCAGCGGAGAGAGCUGAAGGCCGCCGUGCCGGACACGGUGGUGGAGCCGGCUCUCAAGGCCAGCCUCAAGCUGUUCCAUGUGUCUGACUCAGAGGGAAAGCUGGUGAUUAGAGAAGUUGCCACAAGGCCCCUCACUCAAGACCUGCUGAAUCAUGAGGACUGUUACAUCCUGGACCAGGGUGGCCUGAAGAUCUACGUGUGGAAGGGAAAGAAUGCCAAUGCUGAGGAGAGGAAGGGAGCCAUGAACCAGGCAUUGAACUUUAUCAAAGCGAAGCAGUACCCACCCAGCACCCAGGUGGAGGUGCAGAAUGACGGGGCCGAGUCAGCCGUCUUCCAGCAGCUCUUCCAGAAGUGGACAGUGCCCAACCGGACGUCAGGCCUGGGCAAAACCCACACUGUGGGUUCCGUGGCCAAGGUGGAACAGGUGAAGUUUGAUGCCGCGUCCAUGCACGUCCAGCCUCAGGUGGCUGCCCAGCACAGGAUGGUUGAUGAUGGCAGCGGGGAUGUGCAGGUGUGGCGCAUCGAGGACCUGGAGCUGGUCCCUGUGGAGUCCAGGUGGCUGGGCCACUUCUACGGGGGUGACUGCUAUCUGCUGCUCUACACCUACCUCAUCGGAGAGAAGAAGAACUAUCUGCUCUACACCUGGCAGGGCAGUCAGGCCAGCCAGGAUGAAAUUGCAGCCUCAGCCUAUCAGGCUGUCUUCCUGGACCAGCAGUACAAUAAUGAACCGGUCCAGAUCCGGGUCCCAAUGGGCAAGGAACCGCCCCAUCUCAUGGCCAUCUUCAAAGGACAAAUGGUGGUCUACCAGGGAGGUACCUCCCGGGCAGGCAACACAGAGCCCGAGCCCUCCACCAGGCUGUUCCAGGUCCGGGGAACCACUGCGAACAACACCAAGGCCUUCGAGGUCCCAGCCCGGGCCUCCUCCCUCAACUCCAAUGACGUCUUCCUCCUCAAGACCCAGUCCUGCUGCUACCUGUGGUGUGGGAAGGGCUGCAGUGGGGAUGAACGGGAGAUGGCCAAGGUGGUCGCUGACAUCAUCUCCCGGACGGAGAAGCAAGUGGUGGUGGAAGGGCAGGAGCCAGCCAACUUCUGGAUGGCCCUGGGCGGGAAGGCCCCCUACGCCAAUUCCAAGAGACUGCAGGAGGAAAAUCUGGUCAUCACGCCCCGGCUCUUCGAGUGUUCCAACCAGACCGGGCGCUUCCUGGCCACGGAGAUCCCCGACUUCAAUCAGGAUGACUUGGAAGAGGAUGAUGUGUUCCUGCUAGAUGUCUGGGAUCAGGUCUUCUUCUGGAUCGGGAAGCAUGCCAACGAGGAAGAGAAGAAGGCUGCGGCCAUCACUGUGCAGGAGUACCUCAGGACCCACCCCAGCGGUCGUGACCCUGAGACCCCCAUCAUUGUGGUGAAGCAGGGAUACGAGCCCCCCACCUUCACGGGCUGGUUCCUGGCUUGGGACCCCUUUAAGUGGAGUAAUGUCAAAUCCUACGAGGAACAGAAAGAGGAGCUUGGAAAUUCUGUGAACUGGGACAGGAUCUCUUCUGAGAUGACAAGCCAUAAACCAGAUGUGUUCCAUGCUAACAGCAACCUCAGUUCUGGGCCUCUGCCCAUUUUCCCCCUGGAGCAGCUGGUGAAUGUGCCUGCAGAGGAGCUCCCUGAGGGUGUGAACCCCAGCAAGAAGGAGGCUCACCUGUCCACUGAGGAUUUCACCAAGGCCUUGGGCAUGACUCCAGAUGCUUUCUAUGCUUUGCCUCAGUGGAAGCAACAAAACCUCAAGAAAGAAAAAGGACUAUUUUGAGAAGCAAAUUGCUGUGGUUGCAAAGCAACACCCUGUUCUGCUUGCAGUUUUUUUCUUAAUUGUUAAUUGAAGUAAAAUUUUAGUUGU